Messenger RNA from Effrenium voratum, 3708 nucleotides. The record is from the annotation of a GenBank genome assembly. Lineage: Eukaryota; Dinophyceae; Suessiales; Symbiodiniaceae.
AUGGCGGAGGUUCUGGUGGUCCAUGUUCUCAUGCCCAUCGCCAGCCACGUCCCGGAGAUCUUAUGGCAACUUCGGGAUCAGGCGGUGGGGCCCAGUCCCAUCCCUGAGCUGCUUCCCUACGUCGACGUGAUCAUGCAACGUCUCAGGACCAAGCUGGGACGUCUGCAGCUCCAAGACGCGAAGCAGGCCUUGAGCCAUGAGGACGAGUAUGAGGAGCCCCCUGAGCUCUCGCCGCGGGGCGUCGGACGCAGGCGUGCUUCGGAUCUGGGCCCUGUGAACGUGGAGACCACGCCCAACUUGCCCACAGAGCUCCUGCGUGUGGCCAUGACCCGGCGCUUCUCUGAAGCCUCGCUGUGCAGCGACCUGCCGCCUUUGUCGGAGCUUUGGGGCGGCGAGAGAUCCCAGGACGGCACCUGGCCCCGCGCGCUGGAGGAGGCGGAGGCGCGCUGCAGGCGCUUGCUGGCGGCUUUGGGGCAGGACUUCUUUUCAGGCAUCCAUUUCGUGCCACGCUUCCAGCGGCUGAUCGAGAUGCCCUUCGAGCACUACCAUUUCUGGGAGCAAGUGCUGGAGAGCGAAAGCGAGGAGCUGAUGGCGCAGUGGAAAGCGAGCUCCAUGGCUUUGGGCACAGUGGCUUAUGGCCUGCUGGGGGACAGCUCGUUGUACCUGAAGCGCGGCAACGGCAAGAAGUCCCAGAUCAAAGGCGACCUUGAAUACGAGCUCCAGCAGACUCUGGUACUUCAGUAUUCCAGCGGCGGCGGAGUGAAGGAAUUUCUGCGAAUGCUGCGAUCCGGCUACCGCUAUGAGGUGCUGGGUAUCUCCUACUUCGGCAACGAGCACACGUUGCUUCCCUUGGACCCUGAGGAGCACUUUCCCUGGUGGCUUCAGCUCUUCGAGGAGCUGCGACUACGCUGCGAGCGCGUGAUCUUCUUCAUGGGGGGCGUGUCCACAAAGUAUGGGUACUCCAACUUCUACGACGAGAGCCUGGCGGCGAUCCGCUGCUGGAUCACUGGAGCGGGCUUUGCAGUUCGCACAGACUUCGACCAGGUGCUCUCUUGGCCUUUGGCCUCGGAUGGUCUGCACUUCUCCGCGGACGCCAAAGCUCAGAUCGUCGCCUACUUUCGAGAUCUCCUGCUGCAGGCCCCGGCCAUUGCGGAGCCGCAGCUGGCGUACGAACCGCUGGAAGAUCUCCCGGCAGCUGAGUGUGCUUCUCAGUCAGCAGCGGAAGAUGUGGAGGAGGAGGCCGCGGUCAAAGCGCGAGCUAAACGGUGGCAAAGGAGAACGGAGCCAUGUGAAGCAGAGAUGGAGAUUGUUUGGCCUGAUCUUCUCUCCCUUCGGCUUCCCGACGAUGGAUCCGCGGAUGUGGCCGACGCCGUGGUGGCGUCCUUUGUCUCGGGGGCGUACCGCGAGAUUAUUGCGGCGCUGGUGGACAUGCGGGAGGGAGCUUUGUGCGACGUCAGUUGCAGCCUCAGCCCGGAUGGCCGUUGGGUGCUUUGCCGCGAGCUGGCCAAGAAAUGCCUCGAGGAAGACGACGACGACGCCCUGGAGCGGUUUGAGUUGCUGAUGGAGCACAGGCUGCCAGGCUUUGUCGAGCUCGUCCACCGGGCGGUGCGCCGGCGCUGGAAACAGGAGGUGCCGCCCUUGCCGUCCUGCGCAGUGCUGGUCUGUGGGCGGCUGCGCUGCCGCGACGGCGACGCACAGUGCAACGCGGUGCAGCGAGUGUUGCGGAUCUGCGAGUUCGGCUUCUCUGCGGCCGACUUCGCGCCGGCCUCCGUUUCGAGGGAUGGCGCGGCCGGAAUCCGCUACCGCAGCGAGAGCUUCCGUAGCGCGACCUUCAUGCUGCUAGAUCCAGACGAGAUUGACUGCCCCAUCAGCUACAUUUCGCCAGGUUUGGAGGACCUCAUGGGCUACUGGCGAGCCUGGGCUUUGGGCCGGCACUUCCGGUUCCUGCUUCUGCCGGACGCCCUGCCGAACCGGGUCUUCAACGGCACGGAGAGCGCGCGGAUCGAGGACUUCUGCUACAACCAGGGCAAAGAUCAGCCCUUGGGCGCCCCAGAGCCGGCGAGUCACCUGCUGAGCUUGUUGCAGCUCCACUCCGACGCGCCGCUCUGGUGCUGCCUCUACCUGCGCCACGUCUGGCUGCAGGACCCUGCGGUGGAUCACAAGAUCGACUUCAGCGUGAAGCACUUCAUCUUCGUGGCGGUGCUGCCGCUGCACACGCAGAUGCCAGCGCUGCAGGACCUGCUGCAGGACGCCCUGGAGACCAAUCUGCAGCUCACCGCGCGUCUGCGACAGCUGCUGCUGGAAAAGACGCCUCCCAACGUGGCACUUACGGAGAAGCAAGCGGUGUCUAUUCUGGACACCGUGAUUCCGGCCUGGCUUUUGGAGAGCGGGCGAGGGGUGCCGAGCUGCAUGGUGGGCCACCACUUCGUGCCGCGACUCGGCCUGGCGGCUCUCCGGGACUUUCGUGGCCUCUGGCCCCGCAUCGAUACAACUGCAGCGCAGGAGGUGCCGGAGAAUCUGGUGGUGGCCGCUGACCGCCUUGUGGACGUCUCCAGCUACUUCAACGGCGGCAAGGUGUGGCGCCAGAGAAGCAGAAGCUACAGGUGCUGCAAGAGCCACGCCAACGAGCUGGGCGUGAUCAAGUCUGAGCAGGACCCGAAUGCCUCGGUCCUGCCCGGCUGCAAGGGCCUGGCGGGCAUGAGCUUCAAGAGCUUCGUCCACUACUCGCUGCCGAAGUGUGUGGUUGCCAAGAGCGGCUUGCCGCUGUCGCUGGCGUCUUUGAACUUUCCGCAGACACAGCUGGUGGGGACGCUGGUGGAUGUCUCCGACGUGCUGCUCAGGGGGAGGAACCGGAUCCGCCUGCCGAGCGGACAGGUUUGGCGCUGCUGCACGGCCAAGGGGGGCAAGCACUCCUUCCUGGUGGAGCAGAAGGGGAACAUCAUGGACGACACACCCUUCGAGGCACUGCAGAAUCACUUCGGCGUGUUCUCCAACAACAAGUGCGGAGGUCUGAUGGGCUACGGGUACCACAGCUGGAACAAGUGGCCCGGGAACCGCUGCCUCGUGCUGUCCUCAGACGUCCCGCUGGAGGCCCAAAACCUCUUGGGCUGGACCAAAACGGCGGAGCUCACCACUCAGCAGCCGGCGCAUGUCGCUGCCACCACGCGAACGCCCAGCAGCACCACCGGAGAGACCGCUGAGGCAGCAGAGAGCUCCCCUGAGUCGGCUGAGGUGCCCCAGCCGCCGAAGCCGGAGGUGAUUCUGGAGCCGGCGGCGGUGGUGCCCAAGCCAGUUGUCAAGAACUCGGCGCCGAUCAUUCCGAGCACUACAGUGCCCACACUGUACCAGGAGUCCAUCACCGACGCGGACAACACGCUGGACUUCGAGGUGGAGACGGAGACGUCGACGAAGGCGCCCUCCAGCACGUGGAAGUUGGCCGUGAGGAUCGUGGACGCCACCAGCGCGAGCACCGUGGGCUCCGCGAAGCUGCAGCUGUUGAAGGCCGACAGAAGUUUGCUCUUUGAGGCGGACACCACUGAGGUGGGCGUUGCCACGUUCCAUGUGCCCAAGACCGAGGAGGUGGUGAUCAUCGAUUCAUCCAAGACCUCUGGCUACAGCCCCAUGACGCGCAAGUACAAAUGGAAAUCGUCGUGCCGCGGUCGGGACGAAUGCCUCACGCAGUGCGCGCUCAGCCCCACCUUCAGGUGA